Halteromyces radiatus is the source of this 2218-nucleotide messenger RNA. RefSeq lists its product as uncharacterized. NCBI's taxonomy places the organism in Eukaryota, Fungi, Mucoromycota, Mucoromycetes, Mucorales, Cunninghamellaceae. Gene Ontology annotation, cellular component: peroxisome. Bases 7 to 2118 code for a protein of 703 amino acids. Gene Ontology annotation, biological process: fatty acid beta-oxidation using acyl-CoA oxidase; lipid homeostasis. Gene Ontology annotation, molecular function: acyl-CoA oxidase activity; fatty acid binding; FAD binding. The transcript has 10 exons. The record is from RefSeq and is a predicted model, not a curated record.
CAUACAAUGACAAUUCAUUUAUCCAACUCUUCUGAUCCUAAUGCAAAAGCAGCAUUGACUAGAUUGAAUCAACUUAAACAACAACUUAAUUUGACACCUUCCAAUGCUUCCAAGCAAACCGUACUCGACAUGACAAGGGAAAGAAACGCUGCUGAAUUCAACAUUGAAGCUUUAGCAAAGUUGUGGGCAGGUAGUGAGAAAGCUUACAGAGACAGACAAAACGCGUACAAUUUUAUCAAGAAUGAUCCUGAAUUAGUAGUACAACCUCCUAGAAAUUUUUUAGAAUUGGAUCGUGCAGAGUUUCGAGAAUUUACCAUGGGUCAAAUUUAUCGCCUGGCUCAACUUGCGAAAGAAAUUAACUCUGAACAAAUGUAUGAAAUUGGUCGUGCUGUGGGUAUCUAUUCAGAAAGUUUUUCUAUGCGCUUUGGUGUUCAUGGUUUGUUAUUCAAGAAUGUUAUCAAUAUGCUAUCCAAUGAUGAACAGAGAAAUUAUUGGAUGCCUUUGGUGAAUGAAAUGAAGAUCAUUGGUUGUUUUGCUAUGACAGAACUUGGACAUAGCUCGGCGUUACGUGGACUUGAAACGACGGCAACUUUUGAUGUAAAUACGGAUGAAUUCAUUAUCAAUUCACCUACUAUUACAUCUACAAAAUACUGGAUAGGCAUGGCAGGUCAAUCUGCCACUCAUACUGUGGUUAUUGCUCAAACAAUCGUUCAUGGGGAAAACAAAGGUCUCAAUUGGUUUGUGGUCCAGCUUCGUAAUGUCAACACUGGUGAAUUGAUGCCAAAUGUGAUAGCUGGCGAUAUUGGUUCCAAAGUAGGUCAUCAAGGUUUAGAUAAUGGAUUUAUUCAAUUCAAACAACUUCGGAUUCCAAGAUCUCAUCUAUUGGCAAAAUGGGUUCGUCUCGAUCGUGAUGGUACUUUUCAUCAAGCUCCAAAUCCUGCCAUGAUGUAUGCAACUCUAAUUCCUGAAAGAUUAUCAUUAGUAGGAGGGAUGAUAAUUUUGACAACACAAGCUCUUACCAUUGCCUCAAGAUAUGGUGUGACUCGAAGACAAGGACCCAAAAACCAACAAAUCAUGGAUUAUCAAUCUCAUUAUGGUCAUCUCCUUCCUGCUAUUUCCUUUAUGUAUAUGGUACAAACUUCAUUUGAAACUUUGGAUGAACAAUUCUCUGUUCUUACAGGUGGUGGCAGCAUCAAGGAUGAAAUAGUGUACUUGAAUCAUAUGGGUGAAUUACAUGCCAUUUCAGCCAGUAUGAAAGGUUUAGUGGGCUGGUAUUGUUCUGAUAUCUUGGAAACCUGUCGCCGUUGCUGUGGUGGCCAUGCAUAUUCUGCUUACAAUGCCAUUGGACAUAUCAUACAAGAUUAUGGAGUUUUCACAACUGGUGGUGGUGACAAUGUGGUAUUGCUUCAACAAACGGCAAAAAUCUUACGGUAUCGUUUAAUGCAACAAUUGGAAAAUGACAGCUAUCCCGAAUUCAAAUUCAAAAGCUCCUCACAUUACAUAGUACAUGCUAAGCAUUAUAUGGGACAAGACAAAUGGCAUGUGGAAUCUGAUCAUUUGGAUGACUGUCUUAAAGACUUUAGUUUGAUGACAGAUGCUUUGUACAGCGUCACCGUCAAGAAGCUCCAUAGAAUAGAAAAAGCCAUUCAACAAGGUGCCACUGAAAAUGAACUCUUGUUGGAAAAUGUCAAAGUAGCUGAAUUACAUUGUGCUGCCUUUUUAUUGGAAGACAAUGCUAUUCGCUUUGGGCGUACCAAACCUCAUACUUUAGAACCUACUGUGGCCAAGAUUAUGCAUCGAUUGACAGGUUUAUGGGGCUUGUAUGUCUUGCAUACCUACAGUGAUCAAGGUUUCAAGGAAGGAUUUUUUACACCUGAUCAAGUCAAUGCUAUUGAAACACUUUACUUAAAGACCUGCCACGAUCUUCGGUAUCAAAUCAUUGGACUCACAGAUGCUUGGGGUUAUCCUGAUUUUGUUCUCAAGGCUCCUAUUGGGAAAUAUAAUGGCGACAUUUAUGAAGCCUAUUUGGAUACAGUCCUUCAAGCACCCAAUAGCAUUAGUGUCCCUUCAUAUCAUACAAAAUACAUCAAGCCUUUGACAGAAAGAGCGUUCAAGUGACAAGCGUUUCCACUAUUCAAAUUAGUAUUUGUCAUUAGACAUUUAUAUGAUUGCUAUGGAAUAAAAACUCAUCUUUUUGGGUGAACAUAUUUUUAUUUUA